AUGCAGCAGGCCAGUGUAGGUGGCUGCGACGAGGACUUCGGCACGACGAGUCCCACGGCGAGGUCGCCGAUUGGCCUCGCGAUCAAGAGCGAACCCGGCGUAGACAGGAACGACGGUGCAGUGAGGGUUAAAGUCGAGAUGCCCGAGCCCACGGAGGCCGGCGUCGAGGUCAAAGGUGAGCCCCGGGAGGAUUAUCAGCGGCAGCAGCCGAGCAACGACGGUUAUCACUUAUACGGCGACAAGAAGCCGGGAUACGUUCUGGACGCUCCCGGACAGCCACCGCCACCGCCACCGCCGCCACCGCCGCCGCAUCCUCAUCAGGGAUACCGUCCCGCGGGAUUGCCCAACUCUUUCGGCUUCCCAUCUUUUUACGGGCAUCAUCAUCAUCCGGCGAUGAUGCCGUCGUUCCCGACCGGACGCCCGUCCGCGGACGGGCCGAUCGGCAAGAUCGGCGACGAGCAGACGACGUCGUCGCACGUCGACCGACACGCGGCUGCCGCCGCUGCCGCUGCCGCCGCCUACGGCAGAUUGCCACCGGUUCCCAACGAUGGCUUCCUGCACGAGCCCCAUCAUCACCGCUUCGACGCCGGCGACUUCCAGCACGGUGUGCCGUACCCGGGUUUCCGGCCCGCCAUGCGCUCGUACGGCAAUCAUCAGAACAACAGCGCCUACAGCAGAAGCGGCCACUAUCACCCGGCCAGGCAGCGCAAGUGGAGCAGCUCCGCGUUCCGCGGACUUCAUCCACCGAUGCCUUGGCCCACGUGGUUUUUCCGCCCAGAUCUUCCACUUGGCACGCCGCUACCGACGAGUCACGUUCCAAAUUCGAGUAACGUUCCUACUUCGUCGCCUCUGCCAUCUCGGACGCAUCUGGAUGUUCCGAAAGGGCCGGAGCCUCCUUCCAACACCAACAAAGUCCAUGGACAGACGCCAACGAUAUGCACAUCUAUCCGCUGCACGGUGAACGCCUGCUCCUGCGACUCCUUCACACCCGGAAAACGUCAUCUGCGCUACUGCGAGAACUGCCAUCAUGGAUGGGUGCCUCACGUUUUCAUCGCACGGGAACUCGCGUAUGAGCGAUGAAUCCGGCUCGACGCUAAUGAUCCUUUCGUCCUUGCCCGGAAAUCCCUGGAG
Messenger RNA from Wasmannia auropunctata (little fire ant), 1131 nucleotides. RefSeq names its product histone-lysine N-methyltransferase 2E-like. The transcript has 4 exons. NCBI's taxonomy places the organism in Eukaryota, Metazoa, Arthropoda, Insecta, Hymenoptera, Formicidae. The record is from RefSeq and is a predicted model, not a curated record. Bases 1 to 1080 code for a protein of 359 amino acids.